Messenger RNA from Glycine soja, 1617 nucleotides. Its product is annotated as spermidine hydroxycinnamoyl transferase-like. The transcript has a single exon. The record is from RefSeq and is a predicted model, not a curated record. Gene Ontology annotation, molecular function: acyltransferase activity, transferring groups other than amino-acyl groups. The coding region runs from base 106 to 1506 and encodes 466 amino acids. NCBI's taxonomy places the organism in Eukaryota, Viridiplantae, Streptophyta, Magnoliopsida, Fabales, Fabaceae.
UCUUAUUUCUUUGCCUUUCACAUCCCUCAACUUGAUACAACGUCUCAUAUAGGUACACAUAGAACAGAGCAAUGAAGCAUAGUUACCCACAUCAAAAUCUCAAAAAUGGUGACCAUAAAAGCUUCUCACACUGUGGCUCCAAAUCAACCAACACCCCAAGGUCGAUUAUGGCUAUCUAACAGUGACCAAACCGCACGCCCAGCCCACACACCAAACCUUUACAUCUACAAAGCAAAACACAACAUCAUCGAAUAUGACAUUGAGAAAAUGAUAGACUCUCUUAGCAAAAUUUUGGUGCACUACUAUCCAGUAGCUGGCAGAUUGAGCGUAACAGAAAGUGGUCGAAUGGAAGUGGAUUGCAACGCAAAGGGAGUGACAUUGAUCGAAGCCGAAACCGCAAAAACAUUUGAUGAUUUUGGAGACUUCACACCCUCAGACUCCAUCAAGGAAGAACUUGUUCCAGUGAUUGAUUAUCACUCUCAACCUAUAGAAGAGAUUCCUUUGGUAUUAGUCCAAGUAACAAGAUUCAAAGGUGACCGAAAACAACAAGGCCUUGCCGUUGCAGUGGCUGUUUCUCAUCCUGUGGCUGAUGGGUAUGCUUGGAUUCACUUCAUCAACACAUGGGCAAAGGUUAAUAGAGGAGGCAUGUUAGAUCUUAAUGACAUGCCAUGUCUAGAUAGAACUAUACGCAGAUCAUCGUCGUUGUCAUCACCGCCACCGCGCUUCGAUCACCCUGAAUUGAAGCCUCUACCAUUUAAACUAGGCAAAUCUGACAGCACUGAAGAGCAAAAUAAGAAGACAACAGCUGCUGUAUUAAAACUCACAUCAGAACAAGUGGAGAUGUUGAGGAAGAAGGCUAAUGAAAAUGAAAACCUAUCAACAAAGCAAGGGUCAAGAUCAAGACCUUGUAGCAGAUUUGAAGCUGUGGCUGCACACAUAUGGAGAUGUGCAUGCAAGGCUCGUGAACUAGAUCGCAAUCAACCAACUCUUGUUCGGUUCAACGCCGAUUUUCGCAAUAGACUAACCCCUCCUCUCCCGAGAAAUUAUUUUGGGAAUGCAUUGGCGGCGACAGUGACACCAGAAUGUUAUGCUGGAGAAAUCACAUCGAAACCGUUGAGCUAUGCCGCCCGGAAAAUGAGAGAAGCGGUUGAAAUGCUCAAGGAAGAAUAUAUAAGUUCACAGUUAGAUAUUGCGUUGGGUGAGGAGCAAUUGGAGUCCAUAAAGGCUUUGUUCUCGAGACAAGGAGAGCGUAGGAAUGCCCCUUUUGCAGGGAACCCUAACCUUCAAAUCACGAGCUGGAUAAACAUUCCACUGUAUGAAGCAGAUUUUGGCUGGGGAAAGCCUGAGCAUUUUGUUCUGGGAUAUGUGUGUCCGUUUGACAGGGGGAUUAUUAUUCAAGGUCCAGAAAAUGAUGGUUCUGUCAUUGUCAUCAUGUAUUUCCAGAUAUCACAUAUGCAACUCUUUAAGAAAUUCUUCUACGAGGAUGUAUUCACUUCAAGGUUGUAAUUCCUGGUUGUUGCAGAUUGAUCCAUGAGGAUCAAUGUUGAUUCACAUCAAGCUUCUUUUGUGUUAUAAUUAUAAUAAAUGAAUGGGUUAAUUAUGUUUUUGUUUCAUAAA